Molecule: messenger RNA, 954 nt
Organism: Caenorhabditis remanei
Lineage: Eukaryota; Metazoa; Nematoda; Chromadorea; Rhabditida; Rhabditidae
Exons: 3
Coding region: 1-954 (317 amino acids)
Biological process (GO): embryo development
Source: RefSeq, a predicted model, not a curated record
AUGCUUGCUAUAAAAGAAGUUUUGAGCGAAGUGACUCCACUGGAUCUCAUCAACUUCUCAAUGGUCUCCCUGAAAACCAGACUCAUCGCACGCCACUUUUCUAAACAACCACCGAUUUCAAAAUAUGAUUUACUAUUGAAUAUCUAUGAACCACUUGGAGUUCAAAUAUUCCACGGAGAAGUUUUGUAUGAAUACGAAAUAGUUUCUUACAAAACGGAAAAUCUCGGAAGACUUCGAGAAGAAAACGAAAUAAUUAAAUAUUCAAAAUAUUCAGAAGACACAGUUACGGAAUUCAAGAAGUACGUUGAGUAUGCAAUGGAAGUUUUCAAUUGGCCACUGGGUCUAUUAUACUUUAACUUUGACGAUUUGAAUGAUCAAAAUUAUUCGAUUAUUAAUUGGCUGAAACUUCGUGUUCGCUCUAUUAAUCAUUGUUCAGUGUCAUUAUUUAGUGACCGAGUCUCAGAUGAAUAUGUUUUAUACUUCCUAGAAAAUUUAGAAGUUUCUGGGCAUUUCGAUUUGGUUAACACCAUGAGUGAUAACUUUCAAUUAACAGUUCCAAACACUGUUCAAUGUUUGGGAAUUACUAACUCAAAAUUUGUCACGUUCGAUCAACUAUCUUCUUUCAACUGUGUAUCAAUCCAUCUUCGCCAAACCAGUAUAUCUAACAAGGAGCUUAACCAGUUCUUUAAAAAUUGGAUGACGUCGAAGUCUAAUCAGAAUCUUCAAGACUUAUUUAUUGGCAUCAAGGAUCUAGAAUCACUUGAAACUAUUUUUGAUCUACCCCACGAAGUUGUGGAUCCAGGAACUGUCCGCACAUUGCACAGAUUUAACCAUCCAAUUCCUGUCUCUGGAGGAAUCGAUAUAAAAAGGGAUGACGGUGUCGUGGCCACUUGCUACACACAGGUUUGUAUCGGGUCUUUAUAUCUUGCUAUGCUUGUUCAUUUGAACUUCUAA